This is a messenger RNA of Glycine soja, 2122 nucleotides long. RefSeq names its product beta-glucuronosyltransferase GlcAT14A-like. Gene Ontology annotation, molecular function: glucuronosyltransferase activity. The transcript has 4 exons. Lineage: Eukaryota; Viridiplantae; Streptophyta; Magnoliopsida; Fabales; Fabaceae. The record is from RefSeq and is a predicted model, not a curated record. Bases 451 to 1668 code for a protein of 405 amino acids. Gene Ontology annotation, cellular component: membrane.
GAUCAGGGCUGUGGUAGAUUUUGUAGUGAGAAAGAGACAGCAAGGAAAGAAUCCCUGAUCUCCUCCUCCAUUCUUGACACUAACAUCAAAUCACAAACCCGAGAAAAGAAAGAACAAACCCUAGACCUCACGGCACUUUCCACACACAGAAACCGUGACAAGUAUAGUAAUAGCAAUUUUCCUCAUUCAAUCCCCAUUUCCCUUUUCCAUGCACCUCCUCACUCAACUCACAUCGAUGCCUCCGCUUUCAUGCAUCACCAUAACGCUCCUUUUUUCAAGAUCUUCAAUGACCCAUUAGCCCCAACAAUCUCAAACCCCAGGAUCUAGCUACACCCACUUCUCAAAAUCCUUCCUUUUUGCACCACCCAUAUGCCCCAACACCACCACAAACUUCACAUUUGUCACUCUCACUGCUGCCACCGCUACUAAUAGCUACCACUAUUACUAUUAAUGGGUGUUGAGAGAAAAUGGCUCUUCACCCUCUUCACUGCAGCAUUCCUCUCCUUCAUCAUUCUCAUGUUCUCUUCCUUCUCUUGCUUCACAUCCCCUAUGCCCUUUCCCUCUAUUGUCCACUAUGGUCCACACCACCCUCCUGCUUUUGCCUACUUCAUAUCCGGUGGCAAUAGGGACAGCGACCGGAUCUUCCGGUUGCUGCUGGCGGUGUACCACCCCAGGAACCGUUACUUGCUCCACCUUGGGAUGGAUGCCAGGGAUGAAGAGAGGCAAAGGCUGGCGGCGGCCACCAUGUCGGUGCCGGCGAUUCGUGCCUUUCGGAACGUGGAUGUGGUGGGGAAGGCCGAUUAUGUGACCUACUUGGGGUCAUCCAAUGUGGCUGUUGCUCUCAGGGCUGCUUCUGUGAUGAUGAAGUUGGAUGGAGGAUGGGACUGGUUUGUGACCUUGAGUGCUCGGGAUUAUCCCCUUGUCACCCAGGAUGAUUUGUCUCAUGUUUUCUCUUCUGUUCGGAGGGACCUCAAUUUCAUUGAUCACACCAGCGACCUUGGAUGGAAAGAAAAGGACAGGUUCCAGCCUAUCGUAGUUGACCCAGGACUAUAUUUAGCCAGGAGAAGUCAAAUUUUUCUAGCUACGCAGAAGCGGGAUACACCUGAUGCAUUCAAUCUUUUCACAGGUUCACCAUGGGUCAUCUUGAGCCGAUCCUUCCUGGAGUAUUGCAUAUUUGGCUGGGAUAAUUUACCUCGAACGCUCCUGAUGUAUUUUACAAAUGUCAAGUUAUCCCAAGAAGGUUACUUUCAUUCGGUCGUUUGCAAUGCACCAGAAUUCAAGAACACAACAGUAAAUGGUGACUUACGGUACAUGAUCUGGGACAAUCCUCCGAAGAUGGAGCCACUUUUCCUUAAUGUAUCUGUUUAUGAUCAAAUGGUAGAAAGUGGUGCUGCUUUUGCUAGACAGUUUGAAGUAGGUGACCGGGUUUUGGACAUGAUCGAUAAAAAGAUACUUAAGCGUGGGCGUAAUCAAGCUGUGCCAGGAGCAUGGUGCUCGGGCAGGAGGAGCUGGUGGGUGGAUCCAUGCUCACAAUGGGGGGAUGAUGUCACUAUUCUGAAGCCAGGCCCUCAGGCUAAGAAGCUCGAGGAGUCUGUUUCGAGCCUUCUUGACGAUUGGAGCUCACACACAAAUCAGUGCCUUAUUACCAGUGAAGAGACAGAAGACUAGAAAGAUUUAAGAAACCUGUGCAUUGUCGUGCACGCUGAUUCGUGGACCAAGUUUCUAUUUACUGAAAACACAUUCUUUGGUCACGAUGUAAUUCAAUUUUUGAGAGGGGUUGAUGGGACUCCUUUUGCGGUGGUCUUUGCGAGUGUAUCAGCAGAGUUGAAGCAAGGAAAGGAGUAUAUUGGAGAUUUAGGGGCAUAAUAUUUGUGGUGGAUCCUCUAAUGUCUUCAAUCCAUUUGAUUGAUAAUGUGAGAGCUUGAUUGAUAAUAUUUGUGGGGUAUUAUCAUGUUUUAUGUACUGUAUGUUUCUUCACCCUCUAGACAGUUAGAACAAAACGUUAAUUCUUUAUACCAUGUUGUCAUUUCCCACGCUUUUACUCUUUUCCCUUGCAUCUCUUAAAAUCAUGGAUGCAUUUUUCUUUGGUCUUGAUUAUUAUGAAAGAAAUUAUUUAUAUGAA